CCACACAGUCACCGUUCUGGGCCGGUUGAUCUUUCCGCCAGGAGCGCCCAUGGCUGCGCGGCGAACCCGGCUUCGCGACCGCGUUUUGGCUCUGCGCUGCGUCAGCGUCGGCCCCGCCCCUCAGCCUCCAUGAGCCAAUCGCAGCUCGGAGGCGGGUCCUGAGGCUAUAUAAAUGCGCUCUGCGUUCGUACUGGUCUUUUGGGGGACGGCGAAAGAAGAGGUACGUCUUGUGAUUGCGGAGCCGGUUGCUGGGUUGGGGGUUCUGGACGAGGCCUGCGCACCCUCCUUUUCUUGGCGGGGGUCGGGUGUGCGGUCCCGGUCCCCGUAAUGUACGGAGGCAGAGGGAAAGGGCUCCGGCCCCCUCGGCGUCAUGUCUUCGGUGCCCGCGGCUUCCAGUCCGCCGGUUCUAUCCUCAAGCGCCGGGACACGGGCUCUGAGAAGCGUGGCGGAACCAAGGUUCUGCAGGCUCCUCCCUGUUGCGCUCACGCCUUCUGCUUUGAUUUCAGGUCUUUGGAACCGCCCCUGGAGCCGGAGCUGUCGUGUUCCCCCUCCUCUUUCACUGCCCGUUGCAAACAAUAAAGGCCGUUCGUACCCUAGUAGGUCUUUUCUCUUGGACCUCAGGCUCCUGCGGGAGUGCGGGCGACAUUUCGCGGAACGUUUUCUGGCCGACUUUGAAGGGAUCUCCAGAUGGCCGCGCUGCGCCGAACCCUCCACGUGGUGACCCUGGCGACUGGGGCGUGCCGCGCUUUGGCGGGCUCCCUGGCUGGUAGCUGCCUGGCCGACCGUAGCCUCUGGGAUAAGCUCCAUGCCGAUACCCGUCUGGGCAGCGUCCCCACGUUCGACUGGUUCUUUGGGUACGAGGAAGCCCAGGGGUUGCUCCUGCCGCUGCUGCAGGAGGCACAGGCUGCCUGCCCACUGCGGGUGUUGGACGUGGGCUGUGGGACCUCCAGCCUGUGUACCGGCCUCUACACCAAGUGCCCACAUCCCGUGGAUGUGCUGGGGGUGAACUUCUCUCCUGUGGCUGUAGCCCACAUGAAGAAUCUUCUGGAAGGUGGCGAAGGCCAAACACCCCUGUGCCCUGGGCACCCUGCCUCCCGACUCCACUUCAUGCAGGCUGAUGCCCAGAACCUGGAGCCAGUGGCUUCCUCGGGCUCCUUCCAGCUAGUGCUGGAUAAGGGCACCUGGGAUGCUGUUGCCCGGGGUGGUCGCCCCGGGGCUUACCAGCUUCUGUCUGAGUGCCUCAGGGUCCUAAGCCCCCAGGGGACCCUGAUUCAGUUCUCAGACGAGGACCCUGAUGUGCGGCUGCCCUGCCUGGAGCAAGGGUCCCCAGGCUGGACUGUGACUGUGCAGGAGCUAGGCCCUUUCAAGGGCAUCACCUACUUUGCUUACUUGGUUCAAGGCUCUCAUUAAAGACUUCAGUCCUGACCUGAAUUUUUCUGUUGGGUGAGGAGAGCGGUGGAUAUAGCUUUUCAACUUUGUAAGAUAGCUGGGAAGUGAGGAUUUGAGGCCUGGUCUCCACAUUUACUAGCUCAGUGCGCAGAGUAUUGAAUGUUCCGAGACCCGGUUCAUGCACUGGCAGCAGGGUAGGAAUAAUAUCCGGAAUUAGGGGAUUACAUAUGAUGGUGAAACGUGGAGCAUUUAGCAAUGCCAGGCACGAGAGGGAUGCUAAAUAGAGAAGGUGCAGUGGUUCCUUCCCCAGCCCCAAUGAACUGGAACUCCUAAAAACACAGGAGUUUUGUUUGUUUUUAGAUUUAUUUUUGAGAGAGAGAGCAGAUGGGAGGGGCAGAGGGAGAAUCCUAGGCAGUCUCCAUGCCCAGCGUGGAGCCCAAAUCAGGGCUCCAUCCUAUGACCCUGAGAUUGUGACCUGAGCCGAAACCAAGAGUAGGGUGCUUGACCGACUGAGCCACCCAGGUGCCCCUGUUAGAGGAGUUUUUAAUAGAGGAGUUCUUAAUCCAAAUCCCAGUAUUGACUGACUUGUGUGGGCCGGCAGCCUCACCUCUAAGCCUCUUGUCCUCACCUGUAGAAUGGCAAGACUGAAAGAACUGAUAGAUGGGCCUCAUAACAAACCACGGAAAUAUUGAGGGAGACAGAUACUUACCCUCAAAGCUCCUGGGAGGCAGGAGAUGCGAAUAUUCCACAAAACAGCUUCUACAAACACGGGAGCCUGCUGCUGGGUUCCAGAGAGGACAGGGGUUGGAGGCUUCCUGAUACUCUGUGUCCCCAGGAAUCCAGGAGACCUCUUGUUCUCCCUGUUCCUGCCCCCAGCCGAGUUCUGGGUUAAAGGUUCUUAAGGGAGAUCUGGGGUCCAGUGGGCUCCAAGUCCAGCCUGGGGGAGAGAGGAGUUGAAGAGCCCAUUAAGAAUGAAAAAUAUUCCUGAUCUAUUAUUGACUUCCAGAAAGAUGAAACAAAUUUGUGUAUUUUUUUUCUUAUUACAAAAGUAAUACAGCAAUUAUAAUUAAGAGGCUAAUUUCAGGGGCGCCUGGGUGGCUCAGUCCGUUAAGUGUCUGCCUUUGGCUCAGGUCGUGAUACCAGGGUCCUGAGAUCGAG
Messenger RNA from Ailuropoda melanoleuca (giant panda), 2547 nucleotides. RefSeq names its product citrate synthase lysine methyltransferase (gene CSKMT). The coding region runs from base 688 to 1410 and encodes 240 amino acids. The transcript has 3 exons. Gene Ontology annotation, molecular function: S-adenosylmethionine-dependent methyltransferase activity. The record is from RefSeq and is a predicted model, not a curated record. NCBI's taxonomy places the organism in Eukaryota, Metazoa, Chordata, Mammalia, Carnivora, Ursidae.